GCCCACCGCCAAGCGGAAAUUUCCUCUGGGGCUAGAUUUCUCAAACCACAGAACUGCUCUCCUCUAGCGGGUCCAGCGGCUGACGCUGAAGAGGACGCGGUUUCCCUGAGUGUCGCGUCCGGCUUCCAGCCAGAUCCGCCCCCUGCGGUGGGAACCCAGAGACUCUAGCCCCACGCUGGCAGGGGGAAAAGCCGUGAGGUGAUGUCUCACCGUGAUGGCCUGCAGGAUCAUAAACAAAAGAAGGCAUGUGGGACUUCAACAGCUUUCUUCAUUUGCAGAAACAGGCAGAGCAUUCUUAGGUCCAGUAAAAUCAUCAAAAUUUAUUACUGAUGAAGGAUGUCACAAAAGUGUAUUGGUCAGUUCAACAGUAAGGCUUCUUGAAAGUUUAGAUACGACCAGUGCUGUGGGCCAGCUUCUCAAUGAAGCAGUUCAAGCACAGAAUGACACAUACAGAACUGGAGCCACCACUCUUUUAUUUCUUGCUGGUGCGUGGAGCAGAGCUGUUGAAGAAUGUCUCCAUCUGGGUGUCCCCAUUCCUAUCAUAGUGUCAGUCAUGUCGGAAGGCUUGAACUCUUGUAGUGAGGAGGUAGUUUCCCUUCAGGUACCGGUCCACAAUAUAUUUGACCAUAUGGACAGCACAGAGGCAGUUUCUGGACUCGAAACAGUUAGUGGCAGUUCUUUGCUACAAGACCUUUCAGAGGCUAUUUCAGUACCGGAAAAACAGGAUCUCAAAGAUGAUGUACCUCAGUUAGCCACUUACAGUCUUUCUGAGAAACCUGGUAAAUCACCUAAAUUCUUCAAACCUCAGGCUACAGUUGAAGCAGGUAAAAACACAUCACAAACUCUGAAAAAUCUGCAUACAGAUACCUGCUUCAGAAAAUCAGUACUCAUCCACAGUAGGCAUUUUAAAAGGACAGAUAAUAAUCAAGGGAUAUGCACACCAAAUAGAUUUCUGGAACAGUGUGGUGCUGCUACUUUCCAAACUUACGGAUGUCGUGAUUUGGUUGAGUUGGCAGUGGGCUUGAGUCACGGAGACGGGAGCAGCAUGCAACUCGUAGAAGCAGCAGUACGGCUGCAGUAUCAGAAUGCGUGUAUGCAACCAGGCAGCCGUGCAGCGCCAUUUAUGUUUGACAUUUCAAGACUCUUCACUUUCUGUCUACCAGGCUUACCUGAAACCUUUUCUUGUGUUUGUCCGGGAUAUAUCACUCUAGUAUCAAUAUCUAGUGCUGCUAUGAUCCAGGAAUUGCAAAAUCGGCCUAUCCGGGUAGUUCUCAUUGAGGGUGACCUCACAGAGAGUUAUCGCCACCUGGGAUUUAAUAAGUCUACACAUAUUAAAACGGUGCUAGAUGGCGUCAAGCUUCAAGAAGACAGCUCAGAAGAACUGUGGGCAAAUCAUGUCCUACAGCUAUUAAUCAAGUUCAGUGUGAAUCUCAUCUUGGUAGAAGGAAAUGUAUCUGAACACUUAAUUGAAAAGUGCAGGCACAGAAACCAGCUGAUCAUUGGGUCAGUGAAUGGCCGUGUGAUGCAGACUUUUGCAGAGGCUACAGGAGCAGUGCAGGUGGCCUAUAUCACACAAGUGAAUGAAGACUGUGUGGGCAGUGGGGUAUCUGUGACCUUCUGGAGAAACCCCUUGGAUGAUUUAGAUAGAAGCAACAGAAUGGCAAUCUUAUUAAAAACAGAAGGAAUUAGUAUGAUUACAGCAGUGCUCACUAGCCCAGUCAGGGCGCAGAUGCAAACCAAAGAAGACAGGUUCUGGACCUGUGCAUAUCGUGUACAUCAUGCUCUAAAAGAGGAGAAGGUCUUCCUUGGAGGCAGCGCAGUUGAAUUUUUGUGUCUUAGCCAUCUCCACAUUCUUGCUGAGCAGCCUCUACAAAAAGGAGAUCACGCCUGUUUGGGGCGGCUUCAUGACACUUCCUCUUGGCUUGCCUCAUCUCUGGCAAGUUACAGACCAACUGUGCUUAAGUGCCUGGCAGAUGGAUGGCACAGAUACCUCUCAGCUCUUCUAUGUAACACCGCCACUUACUCAUCAGAAUUGGAAGCCAGCACAUUCGUUCAGCAUCAUGUACAAAAUGCGGUAGACUCUGGCUGCCCAUCAGCUUAUAUCUUGAAAGAAUACAAUAAACUAAAUAGUGGAAUUUUUAACUUGGGCAUUUCAAAUAAACCAGAGCAAAUUCCAAGAGUUUAUGAUGUUGUCACACCAAAGAUCGAGGCAUGGCGCCGAGCACUGGAUUUAGUACUCUUAGUGCUGCAAACAGACACUGAAAUUAUUACUGGGCUUGGACAUACACAGAUAAAUUCACAGAAAUUAGAGGGUUGCUUGUUUUUGUAAUGUUAUUGACUAAGUCUUUGGAAAACAAUCUUUUGUAAUAGAUCAUACUAUAAUAAAUUUAUUGAUAGUAAA
Cavia porcellus (domestic guinea pig) is the source of this 2401-nucleotide messenger RNA. RefSeq names its product Bardet-Biedl syndrome 12 (gene Bbs12). Gene Ontology annotation, biological process: photoreceptor cell maintenance; chaperone-mediated protein complex assembly. Bases 215 to 2329 code for a protein of 704 amino acids. The transcript is spliced from 2 exons. Lineage: Eukaryota; Metazoa; Chordata; Mammalia; Rodentia; Caviidae. The record is from RefSeq and is a predicted model, not a curated record. Gene Ontology annotation, molecular function: ATP binding.